This is a messenger RNA of Moneuplotes crassus, 1367 nucleotides long. Lineage: Eukaryota; Ciliophora; Spirotrichea; Euplotida; Euplotidae. The record is from the annotation of a GenBank genome assembly.
CAAAAAUGAAGAGAAUCAACCCUCGUUUCUUCACCAGCCUAAAAUCUCCAAGGUCUGAAAGCCAAGAAUUGAUGAGCGAUUCAGGAAUCCAGAAGGUAGUACUCCACCCAGAGAAAAUGAUCAUGAUAAAUCAGGCCAAAACUGCUCUCUUUUUCAAAAAUUCUCAACAAAGUAAGAGUAAGAAUGAGAAAUCACAGACAAUAUUUUCAAACAAGAGGAUCUCCAAUGGCUUUGGCAGCGCCAAAGCCAUUGGUCUUCUAGAGAAUAAAGAUUCUUCUCCUAUGGUGUAUCCUAAAAUUAUUCGUCCGUCUGAAGAAAUCAUCAAAAAGAUCAAUCUCUCAAAGGAAGUUAAGAAGUUCAGAUGAUCUACCUAUAGAGGAUCAAAAAAGCUUCAAGGGAAAUCUAGGUAUGUUACAUUAUACCAAAAGAUGAGGAGGCAUAAAAGCCAAGAAAAGUUAGCCAGAGACAGAAGACUUGCAACCCUGAACUCAAUGUCUUAUGGACAGUUGUUCGGGAAUUACAAGCAAUUUAUCAAUAAGAUUAAGUCUGGAAAUCUUCAGAGAAUUAAGAAGAACAAUACCAAUUUUCCUUUAAAGAAUCUUCACUUAAGACCAGGAGCUUUCAGUCCAGAUCUGAGUAGAGGGCUAUAUCCAAAACUGUCUCAUUGGAAGCCACCAAAAUCAGACCAGUUGAAAUCAAUCAUUACUGAAAUAGAGAAGCCUGUUGAAGAUUCACCAAUGAAGAACACUGACACAGAUGAGGAAUCUGAAAGCUCAUUGUCACAAAAGAAUAUAAAGUACACCACUGUGGUCAAAUACUUCAGUGACAGUAAACAAAACUCAGUAGAAUCUUCAGAAAUUUCAGAAUAUUUCGAGGAUAAACCAGACUUAGUAAUUAUGAAGAAAUAGCCAAAAGAAUUUUGCAAAGUACAUCGAAAGAGCAGUGAGGAAUGACCUAUAUCAAGAAACUAAGGAAAAUCUUGCCCAUAAGCCAGACUCUCUUCAUAGCAUAAAAGAUAUCGAAAGUGUCAUUGAGAAGGAAAAAUGGAAGAAAGAGCAUUAUGAUAGGAUCAAGUUUAUAAAACAAGCUAAAUAUUUCAGCUCUCCUCAAGGAGGAUACUACAAGAACAACUUUUCGAUAAAUAAUAAAUACUUGAACAUUAAGAGAAGCUUGUCAAGGGUGUUUAACAUUGAAGAAAAGGAGGCUUCAAAAACUUCGAGAAAGACUAUAAAAUACAGCUCGAAAAUUCAUCUCAAAGAGCUUUGUAAAGCUGAUGAAGCAGCAAAGGUUAAGGUUGGUACAAGGACCUUACAGAAGAGAAUUAGGAAAGAAAAAUACUAAAAUUUUCAAUUAUUCAGACUCCAAAA